Pezoporus occidentalis (night parrot) is the source of this 2543-nucleotide messenger RNA. RefSeq names its product ring finger protein 19B (gene RNF19B). Gene Ontology annotation, cellular component: cytoplasm; cytolytic granule; ubiquitin ligase complex. Gene Ontology annotation, biological process: ubiquitin-dependent protein catabolic process; protein polyubiquitination; positive regulation of proteasomal ubiquitin-dependent protein catabolic process. NCBI's taxonomy places the organism in Eukaryota, Metazoa, Chordata, Aves, Psittaciformes, Psittacidae. Gene Ontology annotation, molecular function: zinc ion binding; ubiquitin conjugating enzyme binding; ubiquitin protein ligase activity. The transcript has 9 exons. Bases 87 to 2219 code for a protein of 710 amino acids. The record is from RefSeq and is a predicted model, not a curated record.
AGCGGAGCCGGCAGCGCCCGGUGGGAGCCGGAGCCCCCGGAGUGACUCUCGCCGUGACCGGACACCGCUGACUUCCAGCCGCCGCCAUGGGCUCCGAGCGGGACUCCGAGUCGCCGCGCUCCUCGUCCAUCCACUCGGCCGCCGCCAAGUGCCCCAAGCCCGGCCGCCGCCGCCGCCUCUCCUUCCAGAGCGUCUUCUCCGCCGCCGCCGCCUCCGCCGCGGGCAGCCGCCGCCGCGCUAAGGCCGAGCCGCCUCCCGCCGCCCCGCCGCCGCCGCCGCCCCCCGCCGCCCCGCCGGCCCCGCCGCCUCCUCCUCCUCCUCCUCCGCCGCCGCCUCUGCCGCCCCCCGAGGAAGCGGCGGUGGUCCCGGAGGGCGGCGGCGAAGAGGAGCUGGAGUGCCCGCUGUGCCUCGUGCGGCAGCCGGCCGAGAACGCCCCACGCCUGCUGUCGUGCCCGCACCGGUCGUGCGGGGCCUGCCUGCGGCAGUACCUGCGCAUCGAGAUCACCGAGUCCCGCGUCAACAUCUGCUGCCCCGAGUGCAGCGAGCGCCUCAACCCCGCCGACAUCCGCCGCCUGCUCCGGGACUCCCCGCACCUCGUCGCCAAGUACGAGGAGUUCAUGCUCCGCCGCUGCCUCGCCGCCGACCCCGACUGCCGCUGGUGCCCGGCCCCCGACUGCGGGUACGCGGUCAUUGCCUAUGGCUGUGCCAGCUGCCCCAAGCUGACCUGCGAGAGGGACGGCUGCCACACGGAGUUCUGCUACCACUGCAAGCAGAUCUGGCAUCCCAACCAGACCUGCGACAUGGCCCGGCAGCAGCGGGCACAGGCGCUGCGGGUACGCACCAAGCACACGUCAGGCCUCAGCUACGGGCAGGAGUCUGGCCCAGCCGACGACAUCAAGCCGUGCCCGCGCUGCAGCGCGUACAUCAUCAAGAUGAACGACGGGAGCUGCAACCACAUGACGUGCGCGGUGUGCGGCUGCGAGUUCUGCUGGCUCUGCAUGAAGGAGAUCUCGGACCUGCAUUACCUCAGCCCCUCUGGCUGCACAUUCUGGGGCAAAAAGCCAUGGAGUCGUAAAAAGAAGAUUCUCUGGCAGCUGGGCACGUUGAUCGGGGCUCCCGUGGGCAUCUCCCUCAUCGCUGGCAUUGCCAUUCCUGCUAUGGUCAUUGGCAUCCCGGUGUACGUUGGGAGGAAGAUCCACAGCAGAUACGAGGGAAAGAAAACCUCCAAGCACAAGAGGAACUUGGCCAUUACUGGUGGGGUCACCUUGUCUGUCAUUGCCUCUCCAGUCAUCGCUGCUGUCAGUGUGGGUAUCGGCGUCCCCAUCAUGCUGGCUUACGUGUACGGGGUGGUGCCCAUCUCGCUGUGCCGGGGCGGUGGCUGCGGGGUCAGCACUGCCAAUGGGAAGGGGGUGAAAAUCGAGUUUGAUGAAGAUGAUGGACCCAUCACAGUGGCUGAUGCCUGGCGAGCCCUGAAGAACCCCAGCAUUGGGGAGAGCAGCAUCGAGGGGCUGACCAGCGUGCUGAGCACCAGCGGCAGCCCCACCGAUGGGCUCAGCGUGAUGCAGGGCAACUACAGCGAGACAGCCAGCUUCGCCGCGCUCUCGGGGGGCACCCUCAAUGGGGGGGUCCUCUCCGGAGGCAAGGGCAAGUACAGCAGGCUGGAAGUUCAGGCUGAUGUCCAGAAGGAGAUUUUCCCCAAAGACUCUGUCAGCCUGGGGGCUAUCAGUGACAAUGCCAGCACUCGAGCCAUGGCUGGCUCCAUCAUCAGCUCCUACAACCCCCAGGACAGGGAGUGCAAUAACAUGGAGAUCCAGGUGGACAUCGAAGCCAAACCAAGUCACUACCAGCUGGCGAGCGGCAGCAGCACAGAGGACUCUCUGCACGUCCACACCCAAAUGGCAGAGAAUGAGGAGGAGGAGGACGGGGAGCAGGAGCAGACCUGCAAACACCCAAGCUGUGAGCAAAAGGACUGCAUUGCCAGCAAAACCUGGGACAUCACCCUGGCACAGCCCGAGAGCAUCCGGAGCGACCUGGAGAGCUCCGACAGCCAGUCGGACGAUGUGCCGGACCUUACCUCGGACGAGUGCGAGUCCCCCCCGCCCCAGCCUGCAGCAACCUGCCCCCAGAGCCCAAGUGCCCCCCUGAGCCACUGUGCCCAAGCCGAGGGCUGCAGGCUGGAUGACAUGGUCAAGCUGGAGUGCAUCGAAGCCAGGGUGUGAGGUGGGCUCCUGUUGACCAGCACUCCAUCACUGCAUCUCUCUGGGGCAGGGUUGUGUCCGUGUUGGCUUCUGUCUUCGAGGCUACAGUGGCUCCCCAGCCCCCCCCCCCCCCUCCCGGGGAGCUGCUGUUUCUUAUGUGACAAAAAACAAAAAGGAAAAAAAAAAAACAACAACAAAAAAAGCCCAAUCCCCACCCCCUGUUUUUGUUUUAAUUUAUUGAUCCAAGCUCUGUGAGGUGUGUAAGAGUGUAAAUAUGUACGUGUGUCUGUACGUCUGCAACCAUCCUAAGGGACUAUUGGAAUAAAGCCUCUGGUUGUCAUUUGA